This is a messenger RNA of Morus notabilis, 1860 nucleotides long. Its product is annotated as lysM domain receptor-like kinase 3. The record is from RefSeq and is a predicted model, not a curated record. The coding region runs from base 1 to 1860 and encodes 619 amino acids. The transcript is spliced from 11 exons. Lineage: Eukaryota; Viridiplantae; Streptophyta; Magnoliopsida; Rosales; Moraceae. Gene Ontology annotation, biological process: innate immune response; protein phosphorylation. Gene Ontology annotation, molecular function: transmembrane receptor protein kinase activity; ATP binding.
AUGAUUAUAAACUUGAAGAAGAGAUCAAGAAGAACGCCAUUAGUUAUGUUCUUGCUAGUACUUGAAGUUCUUCUCAUGUCAUCCUUCAAAGCCAAAGCCAAGUGCAAAAGUGGGUGCAAACUUGCCUUAGCCUCAUAUUAUGUUUGGGAAGGUUCCAAUUUGACAUAUAUAAGUGCCAUAUUUGGCAAAGAAAUCUCUGAAAUCCUCAAGCACAACCCAAACGUGGCCAACAAAGAUAGCAUCCUCACCGGCGAGCGCGUCAAUGUGCCCUUCUCUUGUGAGUGCUUGAAUAGUGAUUUUCUAGGCCAUACUUUCAUUUACAAGGCCGAGUUUGGGGACACCUAUGAUAAGAUUGCCAAUACUGUUUUUGCUAAUCUCACCACCGAGGAUUGGGUCCACAGAGUGAACACUUACAAGCCCACUAGGAUACCAACAGGCUCCCCAAUCAAUGUCACGGUCAACUGCUCAUGCGGCGAUGUACAUGUGUCGAAGGAUUUCGGGCUGUUUGCGACGUACCCUCUCCGUCCGGCCGAAAACCUGUCCUCCGUGGCAGAGGCGGCGGGUGUGUCGUCCGGGCUGCUGGAGAAGUACAACCCGGGGUACAAUUUUAGUGCAGGGACUGGAAUUGUGUUUGUGCCUGCAAAAGAUGAACGAGGAGAGUUUCCACCACUCAAAUCAGGAGCAGGUAUUACACGUGGAGCAAUUGCCGGUAUUAUAGUUGCAGCCGUUGCUGGGGCUUCAAUUUUGGCAUUUGGUUUCUACUUUGGGCUUUACAGAAAAAAGAAGUUGGCAGAGGCUACUCUGCUCCCGGCUGCAUCUGAUCAUGACCAGUAUCUUCAACAAGCUCAAUCUUCUCGAAGUACUUCGGAGCAAACUAGUACUAGUACAGGUAUUACUGUGGACAAAUCAGUGGAGUUCUCAUAUGAAGAGCUUGCCAAGGCUACUAAUGACUUUGACAAUGCUAAUAAGAUUGGCCAAGGUGGUUUUGGAUCUGUUUACUAUGCAGAGCUCCGGGGUGAGAAAGCAGCAAUAAAGAAAAUGGAUAUGCAGGCAUCAAAAGAGUUUCUUGCUGAACUGAAUGUUCUAACUCAUGUUCAUCAUCUGAACCUGGUCCGGUUGAUAGGUUACUGUGUUGAGGGGUCCUUGUUCCUGGUUUACGAGUACAUCGAAAAUGGAAAUUUGGGUCAGCAUUUGAGAGGUUCAGGUGAAGGGAUGGAUCCAUUUCCAUGGCCUACUCGGGUGCAGAUAGCCUUGGAUUCAGCUCGAGGACUUGAGUACAUCCAUGAACACACAGUUCCUGUUUAUAUCCACCGCGAUAUCAAGUCUGCGAACAUCUUAAUAGACAAAAAUUUCCGCGGAAAGGUUGCAGAUUUUGGGCUAACAAAACUGACUGAAUACGGGAGUAAUUCAUUGCAUACGCGUCUCGUUGGUACAUUCGGAUAUAUGCCUCCAGAGUAUGCUCAAUAUGGUGAUGUCUCCCCAAAAGUAGAUGUUUAUGCUUUUGGAGUUGUCCUUUAUGAACUUAUAUCUGCCAUGGAAGCUGUGGUCAAGACAAAUACAUCUGUUACUAGUGAAUCCAAGGGCCUUGUUGCUUUGUUUGAAGAUGUUCUUGGUCAGCCUGAUCCCAGGGAAGAUCUCGCCAAAAUAGUUGACCCUAGGCUAGGCAAGGACUACCCGGUUGAGUCGGUCUACAAGAUGGCACAACUUGCCAAAGCUUGCACGCAAGAGAGUCCUCAACUAAGGCCAAGCAUGAGAUCCAUUGUGGUUGCACUAAUGACACUUUCAUCCACGACUGAGGACUGGGAUGUCGGUUCUUUAUAUGACAACCAAGCUUUGGUCAAUCUUAUGUCUGGGAGGUAG